Molecule: messenger RNA, 1188 nt
Organism: Suillus paluster
Lineage: Eukaryota; Fungi; Basidiomycota; Agaricomycetes; Boletales; Suillaceae
Product: Alpha/Beta hydrolase protein
Exons: 8
Coding region: 189-1127 (312 amino acids)
Biological process (GO): lipid metabolic process
Source: RefSeq, a predicted model, not a curated record
UAUGGCACAGCAGCAGCCCAAAGCACUUGAUUAUUUUCUCUGAACACGUACGGCAGGGCUGCCAACCACUCCCCUUGGACCCGACAUUCCAGCUAAAGUACUUGGUAUAAAUACGAUCAUAUUUCCUCUGGGCACUUCCCUGGGACCCGACAUUCCAGAUUUUCAUCCAUUGCACCUUGCAGAACAUCAUGCUCCUGCUUUUUUCUGUUUUGAGCUUUAUACUCGCAUACAUCUUGCGAGAUGCGGUAGUCCCUCAUCCCGCACCUCCUACAAUGCGUCGGGCCAACGUCUCAGUUGUUACUCAGAUGACGUCUACCAAGUUGGCUGAUCUAGCACCAUAUACUGAAUUUGCUCGUGCUGCUUACUGUUCCCCUACCAUCGUAACUGGCUGGCAUUGUGGUCAAGCUUGUGAGGCGGUGCCUAGCUUCAAUGUUUCUCUCACAGGAGGUGAUGCCAACAGGAUUCAAUAUUACUAUGUUGGGUACUGGCCAACAGAAAACUCCGUGGUAGUUGCUCAUCAAGGUACAGACCCAUUCAAACUCCUGUCUGAUCUCACUGAUGCCAAUGUACCGAAGAAACCCCUGAGCGUCACACUUUUCCCUGGUGUCGAUAGCAGCGUCGAGGUUCACAGCGGAUUUGCCGACGAGCACGCGCUCACUGCGAGCAUCAUCUUGAAUGAGGUGAAGAGCCUGAUAUCCCAAUAUAACGCCCGCAGUGUCACGCUGGUAGGACACUCCCUUGGAGGCGCCCUUGCGGAGCUUGACUGCGUGUUCAUGGCUUUGAACCUUCCCUCUAACAUCGCUAUCAAAGGUGUGACAUAUGGUACACCCCGGGUCGGAAAUCCAGCAUGGGCAGCUCUCUUCGAUUCCCUGAUCUCGGACUUCCGGCGUGUUAACAAUAAGAAGGACAUUGUCCCGAUCAUCCCGGGGCGCGAAAUGGGCUUCUCACAUGUUGGGGGAGAGGUUCACAUCAUCUCUUUUGGAAACGCGGUUGAGUGCCCAGGUGACGAUGAUGCCACGGAUGCUCAUUGCACAAUCAUGAGUGUACCCAACAUUCUCGAGGGCGAUAUCUUGGACCAUAUGGGUCCGUACCAGGGGAUUCAUAUCGGCACGAUUUACUGCACAUGAUUGGCAUGGACUUUUAUUAUAGCUAAACACCAGGAAUAUAUUAUUGGUCUUCAAAAUUGAG